Thamnophis elegans (Western terrestrial garter snake) is the source of this 10992-nucleotide messenger RNA. RefSeq names its product notch receptor 1 (gene NOTCH1). Gene Ontology annotation, molecular function: protein binding; calcium ion binding; signaling receptor activity. Gene Ontology annotation, biological process: regulation of developmental process; regulation of DNA-templated transcription; cell differentiation. Gene Ontology annotation, cellular component: plasma membrane; protein-containing complex. The coding region runs from base 189 to 7772 and encodes 2527 amino acids. The record is from RefSeq and is a predicted model, not a curated record. Lineage: Eukaryota; Metazoa; Chordata; Lepidosauria; Squamata; Natricidae. The transcript is spliced from 34 exons.
GAGAAGUUCCCCUUUUCUGCAGCGGCGGCGGCGGCGCAGCGGAGCCGAUUCCCCCGCAAAAGAGCCUUGCAGGCGCGGCGUCUCGGCGCAGUCCCCCACCCCCGCCAAGGAGGGAUCCCAUCCCGGCCGGAGCCGACGCCGGUCCUCGGGAAGCCCCCGGCCGGAGCGCCGCGGAGUCAGGCGGCGGGAUGCAACCCCUGCGGGGACGGAGCCGCCGCCGCUUCCCGGGGUUGCCGCUUCUGCGGCUGCUGCUGCUGGCCGUCUUGCCCGCCUCCGCUGCAGGUUUGCGAUGUACCCAGCCUUCCGAAUCCUGCUUGAAUGGUGGAAAGUGUGAAACCUAUCCAAACGGAACAGGGGCAUGUCAAUGCUCCAAGGACUUCACUGGCCAGCGGUGCCAGUUCCCGAAUUUGUGCCUCAGCUCCCCCUGUAACAACGGCGGCACCUGUCACCCCAAGGUUGAGGGCAGCACGCCCGACUUCACCUGUUCCUGCCGCCUGGGCUACAUUGACAAACUGUGCCUGACCAUUGAAGAGAACGCCUGCCUGAGCAGCCCCUGUCGCAACGGAGGGAGCUGUGACCUCGUCACCUUGACCGAGUACAAAUGCCGCUGCCCUCCAGGCUGGUCAGGCAAGACGUGCCAGCAGGCCGACCCCUGUGCCUCCAACCCCUGUGCCAACGGCGGGCAGUGCGUGCCCUUUGAGUCCAGCUACGUGUGCAGGUGUCCCCAGGGCUUCCACGGGGCGACUUGCAAGGAAGACUUGAACGAGUGCAGCCGGACACUCCCCAUCUGCAAGAAUGGCGGCACCUGCAUCAACGAGAUUGGCUCCUACCAGUGCCACUGCCGGCCGGCCUUCACCGGGCCCAAUUGCGAACACCUCUACGUCCCCUGCAACCCCUCCCCUUGCCAAAAUGGGGGCACCUGCCAGCAGACCGGAGACGUGGCCUACGAGUGCACCUGCCUUGCAGGUUUCACAGGCCAGAACUGCGAAGAGAAUCUGGACGAUUGUCCUGGGCACAACUGCAGGAAUGGAGGCACCUGUGUGGAUGGGGUGAACACCUACAACUGCCAGUGCCCACCCGAAUGGACAGGCCAGUACUGUGCCGAAGACGUGGACGAAUGCCAGUUGAUUCCCAACGCUUGUCAGAAUGGUGGCACCUGCUACAACACCCAAGGGGCCUACAACUGUGUCUGUGUGAAUGGUUGGACGGGGGAGGACUGCAGCGAGAACAUCGAUGACUGUGCCAGUGCCGCCUGCUCUCCAGGGGCCACUUGCCAUGACCGGGUGGCCUCUUUCUACUGCGAGUGCCCACAUGGUCGCACAGGCUUGCUGUGCCACCUGGAGGAUGCCUGCAUCAGCAACCCUUGCAAUGAAGGCUCCAACUGCGACACUAACCCCGUGACAGGGAGGGCUAUUUGCAACUGCCCCUCAGGGUACAUGGGGCCUGCCUGCAACAAGGAUGUGGACGAGUGCUUGCUGGGUGCCAACCCCUGCGAGCAUGGCGGGAAAUGCCUCAACACGGAGGGCUCCUUCCAGUGCCAGUGCCAGAUGGGCUACUCGGGUCCCCGCUGCGAGAUAGACGUCAACGAAUGCUCCUCCAACCCCUGCCAGAACGAUGCCACCUGCUUGGACCAGAUUGGGGUCUUCCAGUGCAUUUGCAUGCCAGGUUACGAGGGGGUCUACUGUGAAAUCAACACGGACGAAUGUGCCAGCAGCCCCUGCCUCCACAACGGGAACUGCGUGGACAAGAUCAACGAAUUUGCCUGCGUGUGCCCCGUGGGGUUUAAUGGCCACCUGUGUCAACACGACAUUGACGAAUGCGCCAGCACUCCCUGCAAGAACGGAGCCAAAUGUGUGGAUGCACCAAACGCUUACGUGUGUGAAUGCACAGAAGGAUUUUCGGGCACUCACUGCGAGACGGACAUCAAUGAAUGUGACCCUGACCCUUGCCACUACGGCACGUGCCGGGAUGGCAUUGCCACCUACACCUGCCUCUGCCAGCCUGGGUACACUGGGCGCCUCUGUGACACCAACAUCAACGAGUGCCAGAGCCAACCUUGCAAGAACGGAGGCACCUGCCAGGACAGGGACAACGCCUACACCUGCUCCUGCCUGCGAGGCACUACAGGGCCCAACUGUGAGAUCAACCUGGACGAAUGUGCCAGCAACCCCUGUGAUUAUGGCAAAUGUGUGGACAAGAUCAAUGGCUACGAAUGUGCCUGUGAGCCAGGAUACACAGGGAGGAUGUGCAGCAUCAACGUCGACGAGUGUGAAAGCCACCCUUGCCAUAACGGGGGCACCUGCAAGGAUGGCAUCAACGGGUUCACUUGUCUUUGCCCGGAAGGCUUCCACGACCCCAUGUGCCUCUCAGAAGUGAAUGAGUGCAGCAGCAACCCUUGUGUCCACGGGAGAUGCCACGAUGGGCUGAACGGCUACAAGUGCAAUUGCGACCCGGGCUGGAGUGGGACAAACUGUGACAUCAAUAACAACGAGUGCGAGUCCAACCCCUGUAUGAAUGGUGGAACCUGCAAGGAUAUGACCAGCAGCUACAUUUGCACCUGCCAGGAAGGAUUCAGUGGACCCAACUGCCAGAUCAACAUCAACGAAUGUGCCUCCAACCCUUGUCUGAACCAGGGAACAUGCAUUGACGACGUUGCUCGCUACCAGUGCAACUGCCUCCCGCCCUACACAGGUCUCACCUGCCGGGAGGUGCUGGCGCCCUGCGCGGAUGGUCCCUGCAAGAAUGGGGGGCAGUGCAGAGAGUCGGAGGACUACGAGAGCUUUUUGUGCACCUGCCUUCCGGGCUGGCAAGGGCAAACCUGUGAGAUUGACAUCAACGAGUGCGUCAAGAGCCCCUGUCGGAAUGGUGCCACGUGCCAAAACACCAACGGGAGCUACCGCUGCCUGUGCAAAGCUGGUUUCACAGGGGACAGCUGUGAAACUGACAUCGAUGACUGUCAACCCAAUCCCUGCCACAAUGGGGGCUCCUGUUCUGACAGCGUGAACGGCUUCUCCUGCAACUGCCUGGCAGGCUUCCAGGGCCCCGAAUGCCAGGAAGACGUGGACGAGUGUGCCAGCGACCCCUGCAAGAACGGGGCCAACUGCACGGACUGUGUCAACAGCUACACCUGUACCUGCCCGUCGGGCUUCAGUGGGAUCCACUGUGAGCACAACACCCCAGACUGCACGGAGAGCUCCUGCUUCAACGGGGCCACCUGUGUGGACGGCAUCAACACCUUCACGUGUGUCUGCCCACCCGGCUUCACUGGCAUUUAUUGUGAGCACGACAUUAACGAGUGCGACUCCAGACCCUGCAUGAAUGGGGGGACUUGCCAGGACAGCUACGGAACUUACAAAUGCACCUGCCUGCAGGGGUACACUGGACUCAAUUGCCAGAGCCUGGUCAACUGGUGCGACUCGUCUCCCUGUAAGAACGGAGGGAAGUGCUGGCAGAUCAGCAAUCACUACCGCUGCGAGUGCCCGAGCGGCUGGACCGGCCUGUACUGCGAUGUACCCAACGUCUCUUGCGAGGUGGCCGCACAACGGCAAGGACUGGACGUGGCUCGCCUGUGCAGAAACUCUGGCCUCUGCGUGGACAGGGGCAACACCCACUUCUGCCACUGCCAGCCUGGCUACACAGGCAGCUACUGUGAAGAGCAGGUGGACGAGUGCUCCCCCAACCCUUGCCAGAACGGGGCCACCUGCACGGACUAUCUGGGCGGCUAUUCCUGCGAGUGCGUGGCCGGCUACCACGGGCGAAAUUGCUCGGAGGAGAUCAAAGAAUGUCUUUCUCAUCCCUGCCAAAAUGGCGGCACUUGCAUUGAUCUGCUCAACACCUACAAAUGCUCUUGUCCCCGUGGAACUCAAGGCGUCCACUGCGAGAUCAACAUUGAUGACUGCAGCCCUGCCACCGACCCCCGGAGCCAGACCCCCAAGUGCUUCAACCACGGAAAGUGCAUUGACAAGGUGGGGGGCUACAGCUGCAUCUGCCUGCCAGGCUUUGUUGGGGAGCGCUGUGAGGGGGACGUCAACGAGUGCCUCUCGAACCCCUGCGACCCGCGAGGGACCCAGAACUGUGUGCAGAGAGUCAACGAUUACAAGUGUGAAUGCCGCCCGGGAUACACAGGACGGCGCUGUGAAGCGGUGUUCAACGGCUGCCAGAACAGGCCCUGCAAGAACGGGGGCAGCUGCGCCGUGGCCAGCAACACCAAACAGGGCUACAUCUGCAAGUGUCCUCUGGGCUUGGAUGGCGCCACGUGUGAAAACCACCUGCACAGCUGCGGGAUGCUACGCUGCCUGAACGGUGGCACCUGCCUUCCCACCUCCAGGCAGCCCAGGUGCCUCUGCACACCGGGUUUCACUGGUCCCGAGUGCCAGUUCCCCUCGCACAGCCCAUGCCACUCGGGCCCCUGCUACAAUGAGGGCACCUGCCAAUUCACCCCGGAGCCGCCCCACUACCGCUGCCUUUGCCCCGUCAACUUCAACGGCCUCAACUGCCACAUCCUGGACUUCGAAUUCCCGGGGGGCCCCGGCCAGGACAUCACCCCUCCCCUGGUGGAGGAGAAGUGCGAAAUCCCCGGCUGCCCCAGCCUGGCCGGCAACAAGAUCUGUGACACCAAAUGCAACAAUCACGCCUGCGGUUGGGACGGCGGGGACUGUUCGCUCAACUUCAACGACCCCUGGAAGAAUUGCACCCAGGCCCUGCAGUGCUGGAACUACUUCAACGACGGGAAAUGUGACGUCCAGUGCAACAACAGCGGCUGCCUCUACGACGGCUUUGACUGCCAGAAGGUCGAGCUACAGUGCAACCCUCUCUAUGACCAGUACUGCAAGGACCACUUUUCCGAUGGCAACUGUGACAAGGGCUGCAACAGUGCCGAGUGCGAGUGGGACGGCCUCGACUGCGCCAACCACGUGCCCGAGAGGCUGGCCGACGGGACGCUGGUGGUGGUGGUGCUCAUCAACCCUGAUACCCUGAGGAACAACUCACUGAACUUCCUGCGGGAGCUCAGCCGGGUCCUGCACACCAACGUGGUCUUCAAGAGGGACGCCAAGGGCGAGUCCAUGAUCUUCCCGUAUUUUGGGAACCCGGAAGAACUGAAGAAGCACCGCAUCAGGAGGGCGCUGGGCGGCUGGCCGGACGUGUCUGAAAUGGUGCUCAGCGUGAAGGAAGCCGUCCACUCGAGGCUCAGCCGGAGGCCAAAGAGAGAGCUGGACCAGGUGGAAAUCUACGGGUCCAUCGUUCACCUGGAAAUCGACAACCGCCAAUGCAUCCAAGCCUCCUCCCAGUGCUUCCAAAGCGCCAACGACGUGGCGGCAUUCCUGGGCGCCUUGGCCUCCAGCGGCAACUUGGACAUUCCCUACAAGAUCGAAGCCGUGAAAAGUGAAACGACAGAUUCCCCCAGGAGCAACCAGUGGUAUCCUAUGUAUGUGGUGGUACCUUCCCUCUUCCUGCUCUGCUGCAUCGGCAUCGGUGUUUUGGCAACUCGCAAGCGGCGCAGGGAACAUGGGCAGCUCUGGUUCCCCGAAGGCUUCAAAGUGACCGAGUCCAGUAAGAAGAAGCGCCGGGAGCCACUGGGAGAGGAUUCCGUGGGGCUGAAACCCCUGAAAAAUGCUUCGAAUGGGACUCUGAUGGAUGACAACCAGAACGAGUGGGGAGACGAAGAGACGCUCCACACCAAGAAAUUCCGAGUAGAGGAACAGGUCAUGCUGCCCGAUGACCAGACUGACCACCGGCAGUGGACGCAGCAGCACCUGGACGCGGCCGACUUGCGCAUUUCCUCCAUGGCCCCCACCCCUCCCCAGGGGGAGAUCGAUGCCGACUGCAUGGACGUCAAUGUUCGAGGGCCAGAUGGAUUCACCCCUCUGAUGAUCGCCUCCUGCAGCGGCGGAGGGCUGGAGACGGGCAACAGUGAGGAAGAGGAGGACACCCCGGCCGUCAUUUCGGAUUUCAUCUACCAGGGAGCCAACCUGCACAGCCAAACGGAUCGCACGGGGGAGACGGCUCUUCACCUGGCCGCCCGUUAUGCCCGCUCGGAUGCGGCCAAGCGGCUGCUGGAAGCUAGCGCCGACGCCAACGUCCAGGACCAUAUGGGCAAGACGCCCCUCCACGCAGCUGUGUCUGCAGAUGCUCAGGGCGUUUUUCAGAUCCUGAUCCGAAACAGGGCCACCGACUUGGAUGCGCGCAUGAAUGACGGGACCACGCCCCUGAUUUUGGCCGCCCGCUUGGCGGUGGAAGGCAUGCUGGAAGAUCUCAUCAGCUGCCAUGCCGAUGUGAACGCUGUGGAUGACCUAGGGAAGUCGGCCCUGCACUGGGCGGCCGCUGUGAACAAUGUGGACGCUGCCCUGGCGCUGCUGAAGAACGGGGCCAACAAGGACAUGCAGAACAACAAGGACGAGACCCCCUUGUUCCUGGCGGCCAAAGAAGGCAGCUACGAAACGGCCAAAGUCCUGCUGGACAGCUACGCCAACCGGGACAUCACGGAUCACAUGGACCGCCUGCCCCGGGACGUCGCCCAGGAGCGCAUGCACCACGACAUUGUCCGCCUCCUGGACGAGUACAACCUGGUGCGGAGCCCGCCCUUGCACAACGGGGGGCCUCUGGGGGGCCCCACCCUCUCCCCGCCACUCUGCUCGCCCAGCGGCUACCUGGGCAACCUGAAGCCCGGCCUGCAGGGCAAGAAGGCCCGGAAGCCCAGCGCCAAAGGGCUGAGCUGCAACGGGAAGGAGCCCAAGGGGCUAAAGGCCCCCCGGAAGAAGUCGCAGGAGGUCAAGGGCUGCUUGCUGGACGGCUCCGGCGUCCUCUCACCGGUCGACUCCCUGGAGUCCCCGCAUGGCUACCUGUCGGACGUGGCCUCCCCUCCCCUGAUGACCUCCCCCUUCCAGGCCUCCCCUUCCAUGCCCCUCAGCCACCUGCCGGGCAUGGCGGACUCCCACCUCAGCAUCAGCCAACUCAACCUGGUCAGCAAGGCGGAUCUGGGCCUGGGGGCCAGCCAGAUGCAGCCCUACGAGCCGGGGCCCCCUCGCCUCUCCCACCUGCCCGCCUCCAGCGCCAGCGCCCUCCUGGGAAGAGCCUCCCUCAACUUCACCGUCAGCGGGAGCCAGUGUGAGUGGCUGAAUCGCCUGCAGAACAGCCUGGUGCCCGGGCAGUACAAUCCUCUGAGGAGCGCCCUUCCGCAGGGCACCCACCCGGCCAGCCAGGCCCUGCCCCACGGGCUGCUGGCGCCCCUGCACAGCGGCCUCUCCGGCGCCCCUCUGGCUCCCAUGAUGACCUACCAGGCGGUCCCUGGGGGCCUUCUUCCCACCCACUCCCAGCCACACUUGCUGCAACCCCAGCAGCAGCAGCAGCAGCCGCCCCCACUGCAAGGCCACGGCGGGGCCACGAACACUGCCCCCCAAGUGGGGGCCAGCUUCCUCGGGAACGAGCUGAGCCAGGCGGAGCUGCAGCAGCAGCAAAUGAAUAUCCACUCCAUCCUGCCACAGGACACCCAGGUGCUGGCGACUUCCCUGCCCCCCGGCCUGUCCCAGGCCCUGACCACCCCCCAGUUCCUGACUCCGCCUUCCCAGCACAGCUACCCCUCCCCCAUGGACCACACACCCAGCCACCCGCUCCAGGGGCCCGACCACCCCUUCCUCACACCCUCGCCGGAGUCUCCGGACCAGUGGUCAAGCUCCUCCCCCCAUUCCAACGUCUCGGAUUGGUCGGAAGGGAUCUCGAGCCCACCCACCAGCGUGCAGCCCCAGGUGGGGCGCAUCCCGGAAGCUUUCAAGUAAAGGGGAGACAAACAGAGCCCCUUGGCUGAACUGGAGAAAUCCCCCUUUUUCUUCCUUUUUUUUAAAAAAAAUAUAUUUUUGCAUACAUUGUAAGUUGGAAACGUCACUGCAUUCUUCCUCUUUUUUUAGUAUUUAUUUAUGUACUUUUUUCUUUUAUGUGAAAACACUGCCGUUUUUUUAUUUAUAUGUUCUGUUAAGAAUUUCAUGGGCUGCAUUUACUAUUCCAAGAAAUAGAAAAAAAAUCUAUUAACAGGGACUUUUUUUAAUUGACAUUUUUUUAAAAGAACAACAAACGUUUGUAUCGUGCUUUUUUUCUUUUUUCUUUGCCUAGAGAAAGAUUCUUCUGUAAAGCUAUAAGCAAAAAUCCGUAAAACGACCCGUAUUUAUUGAUCAGGAUAUAUGUUUUCCUGUUCAUUUUUAAAAACAGAAUAAAAAGGGAGAGGGGCAAUUUUGUUUCUUAAAAAAAUGUACCUAUAUGAGGAAAAAUAAUUUAAAUAUAAGAUGAUGGUUUAUUUUUAAAGAGUGCUUUAAAAUAUCCACUGGGGGUUGAUAAUAUAUAGAUGUAUAGGCAUAUUGGCUUUCUACAUCUGGGCGCUUCUAAAUGUCUUAGGUUCCCUCCCAAAAUCCCUAGCCACCGUGGCAGGCGGGGAUUCAGGGAAAGAGCAUCCGAUACCCCCUUGCGCAGGCCAAGGAUGUGGGAGAGAUGGAAAUAGGGCUGUGUUUCUCAGCCUUGGCAACUUUUAUUGAGGUCUGUCAACCAAUUCAAGCUGAAUCCCACCCAUUUUCAAGCACGCUGGCUGGGGUGGAAGUCCAAGGCGGAGAAACACGGAUAAUAUAGAGCGUGAAUCUUUGUAUUAAAGUUUCAGUAUUACAUACUUUUAUCCACCUUUUUUUGCAUGAAAACUGAACGUUUUAUUUAUUUUAAAUCUGCCUAUGAUCAAAAACCAGGAUGGGAGGUUUUAAGCUACAAGGGGAUUCCAGAGGCUUCUCCCCUCUUGCCCACCCCAUAGAGGGCCCCUAUGGUUCUUGCCACAUUGAAAGGAAAGGGGGGAAAAAUCUGCCCCUGGAACGAGGGUAGAAUAAGAAAACUGUGCCCUGCCUUUUUUAACACGGCAAAGCAAAGAAGAAAAGAUGUUGAGAUAACCAUGAAGAAAGUUUGAAGCUCCGUUGGGACUCCCGCGUGGGAGCAAGACUGGUUGGCCAUGUGUCACCUGGAACCCAUCGAGAGAAGGAGGUGACUUUCCAUAAGAAGGGAAGAUUGGGAAUCUCUUUCCUGGCCGUUCCAGUACUUUGCCUUCUGUCGGGCAAUGGCUGGUGGUUGACCCAGAGGUUAGGAAGUCCCCAGGUUGGGAAAACUAACGGGGGGCUGGGGGUGGGAAUGAGACUUUCCAUGGGUUGAAAGUCUCCAGAGGUUCUCGGUCAUCCUGGCCAUGGCUGUCCCAAGGUGCUUCCCUCCCUCACCCCCCCCCAAAAGCAACUGGACUUUGUUUUUCCUUGAAGACGUUUCACUUGUCAUCCAAGAAGCUUCUUCAGUUCUGCUUCCUUAGUAGGAAUGGGUGGGUUGGCCCUGAGGAAGCUUCUCAGGUGAGAAGCAAAACGUCUUCAAGGAAAAACAGAGUAUGGUGGCCUUAAAAAAAAAAAAAGCAUCUUUGGGUUUCCCCCCUUCUAGAGGCAGGCACUCUAGAGAGAAAAUGAAGCCCCCAUCAACUGGGUCAAUAUCUUGAAGCUGUAGCCCGUGUGGAUUUAAGAUGGUCUCAGAUCUGUGUUGUAUCCCUCAAUAGUCCGGGGGGGGGGGGGGGGGCUGGAGAAGACUUCAAAUUUGGGGUUUCCAGAAGGGCAGGCGGCAGAGGGAGGGGGCUUGUCCUUAGCAGGCUGGCAGCUGGAAGGAGCCUCUGUUGAAACCCCUAGGAGGUGGCUUAGCAAAACCUUAACCACGGCUUGACCACCGUGGAUCAGCUUCCUAUCCAAUUUCAGAAAGCUAACAUCCCUGCAUUCAACUGGCAGGAAUCCUGCUAAUUCCCACAACAGAAUUGCCAUCAGAAAGCAAGUUUUUGCCCUUCGGCCUCCUCCUGUUUAGGAUUGGCGCCUCUUGUUUUUGCGAUGGUUGUAUCAUUUUCUUUUUAGAGAACGGGGAGCUAGCGGGGUGGACAGGUGGAGCAGCUGAAUUUGUAUACAAAUAUAUAUAUAUAUAUACAGUAUGCGCCUAUGGCAAAGCUAAUGUUUUGUAAAUAUGGAGUCUUUUUUUGUUGUUGUUUUUUUACAUAAAACGAUAUGGCUGGAUUUUGUUUAAAAAAUCUACGAAAGAAAGAAAGCAUUGCACUGGUGGGGGGUGGUUGAAAAAUAUUGCUCAAGGGGGGAAUGAAACAGGCUUAGCCGGCGAGGUUGGAAACCUGGGCUUGUGUCCUUUGGAGUAAAUGCUACACGAAAGCCUCGGAUUUAGUUGUUAGUCGAUUAACCAUUCAAAACUCACAGUAAGUGUGAGACUCACAGCCUCACACUUGCUGAAAAUCACAGAGGUUUGGUGAGCAAAAUUUAGGCACUUUGCAACCAGCACAUGUGGAUGGAUGGUUGCAAUGUCCUGGGGUGGGGGCACGAAGUCACUAUUUGCAGCCUUCCCAGGUGGGCUUCCAACACAUCAGUGGGGGAAAGAUGGAUUCGCUUAAUGACGGUGGCAAAAAAAAAGCAGUAAAAUUGGAUAUAACUCAAUGAGCCCAUCGCUUUAGGAAUGGAAGCUAUUCCAGUCCCAAUUGAAGUAGUAAGUUGAGAAUUGCCUUCAAAGGAACAUCCUCUGAGAUGCCCAGGUAGGACUGGCCUAUAACUGCAUUGGCAUCUUUGGGCAAGUUCAUGAACUGUAAUCCUGGGGAAGAUGCUCUUCACACUGCAGAUGUUGAACUCACUGGCGCCUUCUUUUGGGGAAUCUGAUCAUCUCCCAAGCUUCCCUUUUUUUCUCCGGAGACCCCUGGAGAACCUCCUCACCCUUGGGAUACAGGAAAGUGCUGGCACGUCUCUACGAUGAGUGGCUUUUAACACCCGCCUCUUGGUGUCAAAUCUUUUUACAUUUUAUAAAUUAGACUGUAGUUUAUGUCAGAGAUGUGGGAGAUUAAAAACAAACCUGUAAUUAAAAAAGAAACCCAUGCAAAAGUGUAGUUUGCAAAAAUGAUGCCUUUUAUUUUAUUUUGUUACAUGAUUUGCAAUAAACAAUGUCAGUAGGCAUUCAGAA